Messenger RNA from Anas platyrhynchos (mallard), 11485 nucleotides. RefSeq names its product phosphatidylinositol-3,4,5-trisphosphate dependent Rac exchange factor 1 (gene PREX1). The record is from RefSeq and is a predicted model, not a curated record. NCBI's taxonomy places the organism in Eukaryota, Metazoa, Chordata, Aves, Anseriformes, Anatidae. Gene Ontology annotation, biological process: positive regulation of GTPase activity; regulation of signaling; G protein-coupled receptor signaling pathway. Gene Ontology annotation, molecular function: protein binding; guanyl-nucleotide exchange factor activity; GTPase activator activity. Gene Ontology annotation, cellular component: plasma membrane.
CCCCGCACCCCCCCGCCGCCGGGGCUUCCCUUCCUCUCCUCAUUCAGCGCCGCCUCGGCCGCCGAGCGCCCGCCGCGCCGCUGUUCCCCCGGCAUGUCCCGCAGCCGGGCUCCCCUCAGCACCCGGCUCCUGUAGCGCCUCCGCCCGCGGGUGAGGCAGGGCUGAGGGGGGCGGCCAAGGGGGUGCCGUUCCCGGGGCUCUCCGGACACCGCGGGGCUAUGGGGGGCUCUUGAGGCGAGCAGCGGGGAAGCGGAACGUCUCGCCCCGCCGCCACCACCACCACCAUGGAGCCGCCUUCUCCUUCUCCUCCUCCUCUUCCUCCUCCUCCUCCUCCUCAUCCCGGCGCGGCGGAGCCCGCCGGCUGCCCCAAAGACACCGACCGCCAGCUGCGCCUCCGUCUCUGUGUCCUCAACGAGAUCCUCAGCACCGAGCGGGACUACGUGGGGACCCUCCGGUUCCUGCAGUCGGCAUUUCUUCACCGGAUCCGCCAGAAUGCUGUGGACAAAGCCGAGAAGUACAUAACAGAGGAGAAUGUUAAGGUCUUAUUUUCUAACAUCGAAGACAUUCUUGGUGUUCACAAGGAGUUCCUGGCUGCUCUGGAAUUUAGUUUACAACCAGAACCUCAGUCUCAGCAUGAACUGGGAAAUGUUUUCUUAAAAUUUAAAGACAAAUUCUUUGUGUACGAGGAGUACUGUAGCAACCAUGAGAAAGCACUCAGACUGCUAAUGGAAUUGAACAAGAUCCCAACAGUGAGAGCAUUCCUCUUGAGUUGCAUGCUUUUGGGAGGCAGAAAGACAACAGACAUUCCACUGGAGGGUUAUCUGCUGACGCCAAUUCAGCGAAUUUGCAAGUAUCCACUUCUGCUCAAGGAAUUGGCUAAGAGGACUCCCUCUAAGCAUCCUGAUCACCCAGCUGUCCAGAAUGCAUUGCAGGCAAUGAAGACGGUCUGCACAAAUAUCAACGAGACCAAGCGACAGAUGGAGAAACUGGAAGCCCUUGAACAGUUGCAGUCCCACAUUGAAGGAUGGGAGGGAUCGAAUCUUACAGAUAUCUGCACACAGCUCUUGCUCCAAGGGACUUUGUUAAAAAUCUCAGCAGGGAACAUCCAAGAGAGAAUGUUCUUUCUAUUUGAUAAUCUACUCGUCUAUUGCAAGAGGAAAUCCAGAGUUGCUGGGAAAAAAGCAUCUAAACGGACAAAGUCAAUCAAUGGGUCCCUUUAUAUCUUCAGAGGCCGAAUAAACACAGAAGUCAUGGAGGUGGAGAAUGUGGAGGAUGGAACAGCAGAUUACCACAGCAACGGCUACACGGUGACAAAUGGCUGGAAGAUACACAACACAGCCAAAAACAAAUGGUUUGUCUGUAUGGCCAAGACUGCAGAGGACAAGCAGAAAUGGCUGGAUGCUAUAAUCAAGGAAAGAGAGCAGAGAGAGAGUUUGAAACUGGGAAUGGAGAGGGAUGCAUACGUCAUGAUUGCAGAGAAAGGAGAGAAGCUGUACCAAAUGAUGAUGAGCAAGAAAGUGAACCUUAUCAAAGACAGGAGGAGAAAACUAAGUACUGUUCCCAAGUGCUUUCUUGGCAAUGAGUUUGUAUCAUGGCUCACAGAGAUUGGGGAGAUAAGCAAACCUGAGGAAGGGGUCAACCUGGGACAGGCACUAUUGGAAAAUGGAAUUAUUCAUCAUGUUUCAGAUAAGCACCAGUUUAAGAAUGAGCAGGUGAUGUACAGAUUUCGCUAUGAUGAUGGAACAUAUAAACCAAGAAGUGAAUUGGAAGACAUCAUGUCCAAGGGUGUGAGACUCUACUGCAGACUACACUGCCUGUAUACUCCAGUGGUAAAAGAUCGUGACUAUCACCUGAAGACCUACAAAUCAGUAAUUCCUGCAAGCAAACUAGUGGAUUGGCUUAUCGCACAGGGAGACUGUCAGACUCGCGAGGAAGCUGUCGCACUGGGUGUCGGACUCUGCAAUAACGGCUUCAUGCAUCAUGUUCUGGAGAAAAGUGAAUUUAAGGAUGAAUCCUUAUAUUUCCGCUUUUAUGCUGAUGAAGAAAUGGAAGGCACCAGUUCCAAGAGCAAACAGUUACGCAAUGACUUCAAACUUGUGGAAAACAUCCUGGGAAAGCGUCUUCUGAUUUUACCAGAAGAGGAUGACUACGGAUUUGACAUAGAAGAAAAGAACAAAGCAAUUGUGGUGAAGUCAGUUCGAAGAGGGUCUUCUGCAGAGAUGGCUGGCCUGCAAAUAGGAAGGAAAAUCUAUUCCAUCAAUGAGGACUUAGUCUUCCUACGCCCAUUUUUGGAAGUAGAAACCAUCUUAAACCAGUCCUUCUGCUCACGAAGGCCACUUCGGCUUCUGGUAGCCACCAAAUCAAAAGAGAUUAUUAAAAUCCCAGAUUGUCCUGAAGCUCUUUGCUUUCAGAUACGGGGAGCAGCACCACCAUAUGUUCAUGCAGUAGGAAGAGGGUCUGAGGCUGCAGCUGUAGGCCUUCAUCCAGGGCAGUGUAUUUUGAAAGUCAAUGGAAAUAAUGCAUCCCAUGGAAAUUAUAUGGAAGUUCUGGAGCACUUCACAGCAUACAGAAUGAGACAACAGGAAGUACUGGGAUUGUACCAGUGGGUGUACAGAACACAUGAAGAUGCUGAGGAGGACAGAGUUCAGCAAGCAGCAUCCAGUGCGUAUCUGAAUGGCAGCCAUCCUGGGUCCAGCAAAGAAGACUCUUCACUGGAAGGAGGUGAAGAAGUGGAUCCCCUUCAAAAUAGCCAGCAGGAAUCAGCCCAGAUACAGCAGACCAUCAUCUCUUCACUGAUCACUGGUGAAGAAACACCUCUCAUUAGCUUGACUGUGGAUAACACCCACCUGGAGCAUGGGGUGGUAUAUGAGUAUGUCAGCAGCGCAGGAAUCAAAUCCUUUGUCCUAGAGAAAAUUGUGGAACCAAAAGGUUGCUUCAGUCUCACCGCAAAGAUUUUAGAGGCCUUUGCUGCAGAAGACAGUCACUUUGUAAGGAAUUGCAAAAGGCUUAUAUCCCUAAGCAGUGCAGUGGCCACCAUGCCCCAGUAUGAAUUCCGGCAGAUCUGUGACACUAAGCUGGAAAGCAUUAGCAGAAGACUUGCAAACUACCAAGAGUUUGCAGAUGGAUUGAAGACAAAGGUGAGCCCAGCCUUCAAACAAGCCGUCAUGGAACCACAUUCCCUCAACAGCAUGGAUUUCUGCCCCACCAACUGCCAUAUUAACCUCAUGGAGGUAUCGUACCCCAAAAACACUACCUCAGCAGGGAGGUCAUUCAGCAUUCGCAUUGGACGGAAACCCUCUAUUAUUGGUCUUGAUCCAGAACAAGUAGGUACCAUAAAUCCAGUCUCGUAUACUCAACAUUGCAUCACCACUAUGGCUGCACCAUCCUGGAGAUGUCUGACCCCAGAAGAUGGAGAUCUUGAUGGCAGCUUUGGCCAGCAGAAUGGAGGAACAAGUCAGGAAGAAAGGGGACUCAGUUUUCUACUCAAACAGGAAGAUCGGGAGAUACAGGACUCAUACUUGCACCUUUUUAACAAACUUGACAUUGCAGUGAAGGAAAUGAAGCAAUAUGUCAUUCAGAUAAAUAAACUUCUGUCCACCAUAACGGAACCUACAGAAGGUGGUGCCUGUGAGCCACCAUCCAACGAGGAGACAUCUCCACCUUCCCUGGGAACAGAAGAGAGUGAUCCUGACAAAGCUGAACAUGGUGGCAUCAAGAAGGUCUGUUUCAAAGUUUCAGAGGAGGACCAGGAAGACUCAGGACAUGACACAAUGAGUUUCAGAGACUCAUACAGUGAAUGUAACAGUAACCGUGAUUCAGUGUUGUCAUACACCAGUGUACGGAGUAAUAGCUCUUACCUGGGCAGUGAUGAGAUGGGAUCAGGAGAUGAGCUUCCCAGUGAUAUGAGGAUUCCUUUAGACAAACAAGAUAAACUUCACGGCUGCCUGGAACACCUUUUUAACCAGGUUGAUGCAAUCAAUGCACUUCUAAAAGGAUCAGCAAUAACUAAGGCCUUUGAAGAAACCAAGCACUUUCCAAUGGACCACAGUUUGCAAGAAUUUAAGCAGAAGGAAGAAACCACAGUGAGGUGCCGGAAUAAUAUUCAAGCCAGCAUUCAAGAAGAUCCAUGGAACCUUCCAUUGCGCAUCAAGAACCUUGUUGAAAUCAUACAAAAACAUGUAGAAGAUGGGAAGAAUCAACUGCUUUUGGCCUUGUUAAAAUGCACAGAUACUGAGCUACAGCUGAGGCGUGAUUCCAUCUUCUGCCAAUCUCUUGUGGCUGCUAUUUGCACCUUCUCAGAGCAGUUACUGGCUGCUCUCAACUAUCGAUACAACAACAAUGGGGAAUAUGAAGAGAGCAGCAGAGAUGCCAGCAGAAAAUGGCUGGAACAGAUAGCAGCCACUGGUGUUUUACUAAAUUACCAGUCUCUGCUCUCCCCCACUGUGAAGGAGGAGCGUACCAUGCUGGAAGACAUCCAGGUCACUCUGACUGAACUGGACAAAGUUGCCUUCUAUUUCAAGCAAAUGGAUGAAAGUCUUGUAGCAAAUACUCAUGUCUUCUACCACAUCGAAGGAAGUCGUCAGUCCUUGAAGGUUAUCUUUUAUCUUGACAGCUACUACUUCUCCAAACUGCCUUCUCGGUUUCAGAAUGGGGGAAGCUUGAAACUACACACGGUGCUAUUUACAAAAGCUCUGGAGAGUAUGGAGGGGCAAUUACAACCAGCUGGUUCACCUCUGGAAGAACUUCCCCAGCAAAUUAAUGGUCUCUCUCUUGAAAAAGUGCAGCAAUACUACCGUAAACUCAGGACAUUUUAUCUAGAGAGAUCAAACUUGCCCACCGAUUCCAAUACUACGGCAGUGAAGAUUGAUCAGCUUAUUCGUCCCAUUAAUGCAAUGGAUGAGCUUUGCAGGCUGAUGAAGUCUUUCAUUAAUACAAAACCCACCCAGUCAGGAUAUUCAAGCAGUAACAUAUCAGGAGCUGGCCUGCUACCUAUAUCCUCUGAGCUCUGCUACCGACUUGGAGCCUGUCAGAUUACUAUGUGUGGCACUGGAAUGCAGAGAAGUACACUGAGUGUGUCCCUGGAGCAAGCAGCCAUACUGGCUCGAAGUCAUGGACUUCUGCCCAAGUGUAUUAUGCAAGCUACAGAUAUCAUGCGAAAGCAAGGACCAAGGGUUGAAAUCUCUGCCAAGAAUCUGAAAGUGAUGGACCAAAUGCCACCAUGUGCGCCCCGACUCUACAGGUUGUGCCAGCCACCUACAGAUGGGGAUUUAUAAAAGUAAGAGAGGCAUCUGCGUUGUGGCAUCAUUCAAACAUUCAACAACAAGCAGCCCUGUCUGAGGACUCACGCUAACUAACACUGACGGCGCUGAAACGAGAGGAGAGAUGGUGCUCUGAUGUAGUCGGAGGUGAACGUGCUGGAUCCAGGCACCAAGAAUCUGUCUUUGAACUCCUGCAGCACAUACAGGGAUUCUUGUAUGGCUUUGACUUCUCGAAGAAAUUCUUGAAACAAAGACCACAGAACUAAAAGGGAUGUUACUGCCAUUUGCUAGAUGCCUGGAAAAAUGAUAAUUACGCAUCAAGAAAGCGCAGUUUUACUGAUGACUUGUUUGUGCUGCCACCUAAAAGUUGUGGACUUAAAGGUAUGGAUUGGUUAAGAAAAUCCAGAAAGACACCUCUCUCUCUCCCUGUACUGUAUCUGGCAUCCAUUUAAUUGCCAGCCUCAUUUUGGUCAGUGGCCUUGAGCAGUAGCUUCACAAACACCACUUUUUAAUGUACUGACCUGCACUUUGGAACAACAAAUAGCACAAUCUAUGGUUUAUUGAGAUACGAACAGAAAGAAUUUCUUCUGGAGUCAUUUUCCACUUCAGCCAAGUGAGAACCAAUCUAUGCUGCAGAGUAUACAUUCCAUAAUACUUCUCACCAUUACUUCAUGUUACUUACUGUAGCUUUCAGGUUUUGGAUUAACUCUUUUUACUAAUGCCCUAUUAUGUGCUCUGGAAAUACAGUGGUAUAUAAGGGGAGAGAUUGGAGUGAAAGAUUUUAAAGGAAACUUUACAAAGGAAAAAUACAGUCUUAUAAUCUGAUUAUUUGAACAGAUGUAGUUUUUAAAACCAGUCAGAAGAACUAUACUUAUUUAUGUGGAGCAGAAUAUGUGUUUUGGAUCAUGUUAUUAUAUAUACAAGAUUUAAAUAAAAAUUAUAUUGUUUAAAAUGGGACCAAUAUGCUGGCAAUUAAACAGCUACUCCCAGUUUACUGAAAAGAAGUCUACAUUAUUUAAAAUCUUUCAAUAUUUAAGUAGUCUUUAAUACAGUUAUUAAGAUGUAUUAGGGAUGCUUUUAAGUUAAAAGAAAAAAAAGGAAUCAUGUAUAUAAUGUACUUUAUUUUUUCUUGUUUGAAAAAUUGUUCUCCAUUCUGUCAGUGUUAUCCUAAGCACAGUAUUUUUUUUCCAAAUUACUGGCUGAAACUAAUUGAAACAUGUCAGCAGUCUCAGGACAGAAAUAGUGUUCUUUUGGAGUGCCUUAAUAUGACCACCCAUCCCUAACAAAUUUCAAUUGUAGCAGGUGUCAGUGGGCAGGUGUAUAAGAUAUUUACCAUUCCUCUGUUUCUCCACAGUCUCAUUUAAAACAGUUCAUUGUUAGCAGAUCCAGAAGCGCUUUACAGUGAUGUGUAUUCUACAAGAUUAAAGGUGGUUUUUUUUGUUUUUUUUUUUUUUUAAUUAUUCUUAUUAUUUCUGAGGUUGUUUGUGUUUUAGCUGCGUUACUUUUAUUAACAUCCCAACCAAUUCAAAUCUUAAAUUAAAAUCAGACCCUUUCAAUUUGGAUAUGAAGGUCUUUUAAUUUUUUAAUUUACACAUCAGCACAAAACAGCUUAUGACAAGUUUGGGGAUGCAGCUUGUUCUGAACCUUGUUUCUGAUUCUUUAAAGUAUUUUCUUUGUGACUCACAGACUGAAAUCAUUUUGGGGAAGGAACAUUUUUAAUUAUUUCCUCUGACUUACAGUAACUUGUUGCAGGGAACUAGGGCAACCCAUCAUUAGCCAGCUGUCAGAUACAGGGGUUUGUUACUAGAGUAACCAUUUUGUACUGCAGUAACAUGAGCAGAGCAUUAUUUCAAUGCACUUUCUCAUUUUUUGGUCAAUUUUGCAAGAGUUAUUCUCGGCCUUUGCUGUUUGAAGAAGAAAUGGAUGUUUCUCUACUGAAUUCUCAACUUAAAAUCUACCUAAUAUGGUCAAAAUAAGGACUGUAGGAACACCUAAAAGCAAAAAGAACACAUAUACCAAGAUCCUCGCUUUGUCUACAUCAGCUCUGUUCAGUGGAACUGCAGCAAUCUGUACAGCCUGGUGAGGAUCCUUGCCCACAUUUAUGUAGUCAUUGUAGACAUUAAAGAUGCAUAGAAGAGCAUCUAAGGGCAUUUACACUGUGUACUGUUUUACAUUGAAAUGUACAUGUUAUUCUUAUUGAAAACAUGAUAGAAGUAUUUUUAUUAUUAAAAGUUGAUGUAUAUUAUAAGGAAAGAAGAUAUGAUCUUAUUUUUCUGUUAUACUCUUGAUUUUCUUAGUGUUUAAGUUCUAUUUAACAUUUUAAGUUCGAUCUGAUAUUUCUAUUGAGCAGUGAGAAGUUCAAACUGUAAGGGAAAAGUAGUUUUUGAUACCAGCUGUGGUGGGUUAACAUCCCAGCCAGACCCAGUACACCAGCUCAAGCUGGCAGCAUGGUGCUAAACGCUUCCUGUUUGUGCAGUGCAGCUACAGAUGUGGUUUUACUGCAGACUUCAUAUUAAAGUAGAAAAGAAAAACUGUUUUGAUGCUACAAAAUUGCUAUGUUGGAAUCCAGGGCUGCAAAAAACAGAUUGAAAUAGGAAAAAGACAAAAAGCAGGCAAUGCACAAAUGAACCUGCGAGUUAAAAGAGUGGAUUAGGUCUGCAGAAUUUCCACGGCUAAAAGCAAAAUAAGAAUCAGGCCUACCACAACCUAGCAAGUGGGGAUUUCAUAGAGCUGACGCGUCUGAUACAUUGCCAUGUGGAAAACUUAGUUGAGAUGGAGAAAAUGGAAACUAGCAGCAUGAGUAUGAGGUGUAUAAGCAGCUGGCUAAAGGAGAGAAGGAAACACUGAAAAGAAAGUGGGAGUUGGAUGGGGGUUGCAAGUGGAAUUUCUUAUGUGUCAGUUUUGUAACUGUAUAGAUUUAACAUAUUCAUUAAUCACCGAAGCAGAUAUGCUACCAGACUGGGUUUGAUGUGGCACUAAGCUAGAGAAGAUUCAGGACACACACAAAGAUAGCCCUGGAAGACAAGCAAUUGACUGGGAUGAAAUUAUAUAGUACAAAUACUAGCACAUGCAGUUGAAGAUUAAACAAAGUAUUUUGCUGUAUUUCUUGUUAACUGAAAAUAAAAUGACCUUGGUUAUAGAGAUUGUCAGAUGAUGACUUAGAUUCAAUACAAUUAUCAUAAAAGCUCAGCCUGCACCAGGAGACAGGUUUCCAGUUGAGAAGUAUUCAAGACACUGUGUAAAGGCCUGCUGGGCUCCUAGCUGGACAGCCAUGUACAGUUGUAGUCACCAAAUAAUUGAGAUGGUGACUACUGAAUGGUGAAUUGAAUGGCUAGAUGUUGAUAAAAGACACUAAAAUGGUAUCGGUAAAGUGGAUACAAUUCUGCAAUUAAGAGUAGAAGAGCUUGAUUUCCUUAGCCUGAGGUACUGUACAUCGACUGUCUUUAGAAGAAGGCAUUGUAAGAAAAGUAAAGGCAGUUCAGUCUAAACCUAAACACUGCCAAAGAGACAAAAAGGAAUACAAGCAAUUGGGGAUAAAUAUUAGCUGAGAACUGUUUUGAACCUUAGAAAACUUCUCCAAUCAGAAUCUGAAAAAAAAAAAAAAAAAAAAAAAAAAAAAGGCAAACAAAAAGCUAACAACAAAACAAAACCCCAGCACUUUUACAAAGGUGCUCAUAAAACUUAGAAAAACCUGUAAGCAGCAGUGUUUAGAGUAACAGGAGAGCCUCUCUGGGUGGGUCAGGAAAGGCUGUGUGCUCUGUAUGUGUCUGUGACAGGAGCCAGAAACAGGCCCUGCUUUGCCCUGUUUUGUCUAUAGCAUUUGCAAAGCAGAAAGUUCAAGUCUAGGCCUAGCAGUCUUUGAGCAUUAGACAUUUUCAAAUGCCAGUACUUAUUUGCAGACUGAACUAGAAGGAUUUUUAGAUGAGAAACCACAGAUUCGGACAGAUGUCUCAACAAGUCCUUUCAGAAUAGAAAUAUUGAAAAGAAAAAUUCACCUGGGCUCUGGCAGAUCCUUUUGCCUCUAUCACAUUUUCUUAUCAGUAAGUGGUGCUAAAAGCUCACUGCUCUGCUAUUUGGGAAUAUUUUCAGUGCUAAUUAUUUCAUGGGUCUGAAGUGAUUUAGGAUAUAAAACACUAAGUGAAAACAACAAGAAUUUCAAUGUAAAAAUAAUUUGAAACGCUUCUGGCUCUGUAACAGUGCACACAGUACAAUCUGUCAUACUGCUUGGCAUUACGAGUGUCUGGCACAGCUGCUAAGCUGGUCAUUGGUCAAUGGCAAAAGGGGAAAAAAAAAAAAGAACAACAAAAACUUAACAAACAGCUCGUGAAGCUAUCUUAUUCACAAAAGCAUAGUGCAUAGGCUUACUGAUAAGGUAUCAGAGAUUAAUCAAAUUAUCCAGUACAAUUUGUAUAUAAAACUACUAAGUAUAGCGUAGACCUACAAUGUUAGAAUACGAGGUUCAAAGUAAGACAAACCUGCAGAAGUUAAACAGGGAAGAAACAGCACGCUUUUUCUGCUCUGUACGUAGUGCGGGAGCCCCGGCUUUGAUUAGCACUGAGAAACCAUUGUCAUGCCACUGGGCUCUGAGCUGUCUCUGUAUGCAGAAAUCAUUUUUGUUUUCUAUUAAAUACCAUACAUGUUAAAUACCAUACCAUACAGCAGGUUUGAUGGUACUGUCACAACAUCACUCCACUUCAUCACUGAAGGAGUGUUUCUACUUAAUAUAAACAGAAGACCUUCUCGUGCCCUUAAACCAUGGCUUUCUGAGGUCUCUGUCUCACUGUUCCCAACUAACUUCCUUUGCUGUAACAAGCAAUUCACUUUUCCUUCCUGCUUCAGUUUGGGGAGGGAAAUUUUCUUACCACUGUACUGUGAAGAGUCAAAGGAGAAAAACUAACCUGUUUUCAAAACUGGGAGUUGUAAGCUGUUUUGAAAACAUGGAGUGCUUUACAUAUAUAAUAUAGUUCUAGUGACUUUAAAAACAGGAAGAUGGAUAGAAAAAUAGGAUAAACAUCACAAAGACACAUAAAGAAACCUCUGCAUUUAAUUCCCGUAGGUAUAUUAUUUGACAGCACUUGGUUAGAGGUAAAACAACUGAGCAUAUUUGUCAUUCUGCUCCAUUUCAGGAAUCAGAAGUACCAUAUAUUUAUACACACCAUCAGGGAACCUACUUUACCAUACCUGUUUUCCUUUAGGACAAAAAAAAACACAUUUACGUAUGAAGUUUCUUCAGGCUCCUUAUCAGUAGCUGUUACUAUCUUUGAUUUGAUGAAUAUCAGAAUUCAGAACAUAAGUGAAUGGUAAAUCAAUAAUCUUUUUAAAAUAUGGUCUUGGCAAUAGGCUAUUUAUUUUGGAUUUCCAUAUAGUCCCUGUUAAGCCCAUUUCUUCUAUCGCACAGUUUGGCACACAUAUAAUACUGUUUAUUCCAGGUCCUACUAAUUGUCAAUGUUUCUGUAUACUGUGAGAAUCAGGCUCUGAUUCUCUGUUGCAAUCAAUCAAGUGUACCAGAAGAAAAAUUUGUUAGUACCUGUACCACCAUUGGUUACUCCUUUUUAUUCUCAAGGCCACCCUUCAGUGCUGAUUUAAAGACAAAAGACAUCAAUUAUCUUAGAACAACAGGUUUGGUUUUCAGAGUUUUCAUGGCCAUGUCUAGAUGAGAUAAGACCACAAGAUGAAAAUCACUGCACUAGUACAGUAAGUAUAGAAUACAUAACUCAUUGCAGAGGACAGAAGACUUCUGAAAGGCUUUUAUUUUUAGUCUUGUUACAAAGGGUAGCAAUGGCCACACUACUCUGACCAUAGGUUAGACCAAAUUUAAAAGGCUUUUGAAAGAUAACUGAUGAUCAGCUACAGGAACAAGACUGAUAAAACAUUACUGCAUCUACAGCUCAUUUUGCACCUAAGAUCAAUUACCUCAUCUGGGCAGGGGGGAAAUGCUGAAGUGACACAAGUUGUACAGUAUGUUUUUGCAUAAACCAGACCUUUACAUGGCUUUAGGAAAAAUGUUCUGAGAUGAUAUUUUUAUAUCAGUUCAUUGGACUGGCAUUUUCAAAUGUUUUGUAAAAAGAAAAAAAUGUACAGAAUAUUUGAGAGUUUUUUUCCAGUUAUGUUUGAGGGAUUCUAGUAUACUAAUAGAGUGUUAUAUUUUUCUUCAUGUUCUGUAUUUUUAACUAAGCAUGUGUAUCCUGCAUUAAGAAAAAAGUCUUAAUAUAAUUUGUUCAACUUUU